AUGGAAACGAUGAAUUCUUCUUCAUGGAAAAACGCCAAGCUGACGCGGACCGAAACCGAAGAACGUCGAAGACUAUGGUGGGCAGUCAUCAUUUUGGAUCGAUGUACCCACGCAGGAUUUCGCUUCCGGCCGUUGGCCAUUCCCUCCAUUGCCUUUGACGAGAUCAUUCCAGCUUCACACGACGACUGGGACAAUGGCGAGCUCGCAGUCAACCCCCUGCUCGUUAUGAGCAUUGAGUCAGAAACCCUGGUAUCACCAUACGCAAGAGCUUGUCAAGCCGCACACCUCCUAGGUAGAGUAUGCCAGCAUUUCAACGACCAUACCAACGCUGAAGACUGCGAUAUUCACUUUCGCGAAGCAGUGCAGAUCCUACGGGCUGAGAAAGCGCUCAAUGUGCUCGUGCAACAAGAUGCUUUGAACAACUCUCAGACCCUUCGCUUGGUGUCUGCUCGAGCUCUGUGUAUCUCCGCCCUGCUACUCUUGACAGAUGUGCACUCCUGCAUUGAAGUCGAUCAUGUUGAGGCGGGCGGUGGUAAUCGAGGUCUACGGCUCGAGCUACAGCAAAUGGCGAUAGACGAAGCCAAGGCUACAGCAUCGGAGACAGUCAGCUUCGCCGAAGAGCUGGAAGCACACAUCACGAUGCAUGGUGUCGCAUCUGUGGGUCCAUUAGUCUUAAACUGCCUCUACCCCGCCGCUGCUACGUUUGCGUGGUAUCAUCGAGAAACUGGCAGCGAGGCGCAUUAUCUGAAGUUAUUGAAGCUUAGACAUGUGCUGGGGCUGUUGAAGGAGCAGUGGCCUGCCCGCAGCGACUACCUCGAUUUGCUCGAGGGCACGGGAUUCACCUACACCGGAGCGGCGUUUCAAUAG
Molecule: messenger RNA, 867 nt
Organism: Fulvia fulva
Lineage: Eukaryota; Fungi; Ascomycota; Dothideomycetes; Mycosphaerellales; Mycosphaerellaceae
Exons: 2
Coding region: 1-867 (288 amino acids)
Source: RefSeq, a predicted model, not a curated record